Peromyscus eremicus (cactus mouse) is the source of this 2487-nucleotide messenger RNA. RefSeq names its product acyl-CoA oxidase 3, pristanoyl (gene Acox3). The transcript is spliced from 17 exons. Gene Ontology annotation, molecular function: pristanoyl-CoA oxidase activity; fatty acid binding; FAD binding. Gene Ontology annotation, cellular component: peroxisome. Lineage: Eukaryota; Metazoa; Chordata; Mammalia; Rodentia; Cricetidae. Bases 25 to 2148 code for a protein of 707 amino acids. The record is from RefSeq and is a predicted model, not a curated record. Gene Ontology annotation, biological process: fatty acid beta-oxidation using acyl-CoA oxidase; lipid homeostasis.
UUCUCUGUGCAGGUUGACAAUACCAUGGAAUCCACCCCAGAAGGAAGAGACGGUGCUUUAUGGCCAGACACCCCCAAGGGCCCCCUGAGUGCCUACCGAGCACGAGCUUCCUUCAGCUCCAAGGAGCUGCUGCUCUUCUGGGACGGUGAAGAUGUGCUCCAGUUCAAGAAAACCAUCUUCGAGGCUUUGGAGAACGACCCUCUCUUUGCCCGCUCGUGUGGGACUGAUCUGCCUCUAGAGAAGCAGCGGGAACUGAACUUCCUUCGCUGCAAGCGGAUCUUUGAGUAUGGCUUCUUCCACAUGGAUGACCUGUUGAAGGACCCCCUGAAGAUCCCAGCGUUGAUUACCUGCCUGGGCAUGUACGACUGGUCCCUGGCUAACAAAUGUGUCCUCCACAUGUUGGUUUUUGGAGCCACGAUUUUCAGUUCCGGUUCUGAACAGCGUUUCAAGUACCUUAAGAAGAUCUAUAACAUGGAGAUUUUUGGCUGUUUUGCUCUGACUGAGCUGAGUCAUGGGAGUAACACCAAGGCCAUGCGAACCACAGCUCACUACGAUCCUGCCACCCAGGAGUUCAUCUUACAGUCCCCGGAUUUCGAGGCUGCCAAAUUUUGGGUAGGCAACAUGGGCAAGACAGCGACGCACGCGGUGGUGUUUGCUCAGUUGCACAUGCCAGAUGGCCAGUGUCACGGGCUGCAUUCCUUCCUGGUGCAGAUUCGGGACCCGAAGACCCUGCUCCCCAUGCCAGGGGUGCUGGUCGGCGACAUAGGGAAGAAGCUGGGGCAGAAUGGCCUGGAUAAUGGAUUUGCCAUGUUCCACAAAGUUCGAAUUCCUCGACAGAACCUCCUGGACUGGACUGGGAAUGUCACCUCCGAGGGCACUUAUAGCACCCCCUUUAAGGAUGUCCGGCAGCGUUUCGGAGCAACCUUGGGCAGUCUGUCCUCAGGACGCAUCUCCAUUAUUGGCAUGUCCGUGGUCAACCUGAAGCUGGCAGUGUCCAUAGCGAUCCGAUUCUCAGCCACACGGUGUCAGUUUGGACCCACAGAUGAGGAAGAAAUUCCUGUCCUUGAAUAUCCACUGCAGCAAUGGCGCCUACUUCCAUAUCUGGCAGCUGCCUAUGCCUUGGACCACUUCUCUAAGACACUCUUCUUGGACCUGAUAGGGCUACAGUAUGGCCUGCUCGAGGGAAACCACAGUGCCAGGCAGGCGGAGCUUGGACGUGAGAUCCAUGCCCUGGCAUCAGCUGGCAAGCCCCUAGCCUCCUGGACAGCCCAACAGGGGAUCCAGGAGUGCCGCGAGGCGUGUGGGGGACACGGCUAUCUGGCCGUGAAUCGGCUUGGUGACCUCAGAGAUGACAACGAUCCAAACUGCACCUAUGAAGGUGACAACAACGUCCUGCUGCAACAGACCAGCAAUUACCUGCUCAGCUUCCUGGAGCGCCGGCUCCAAGUCACAGAAGUGUGUGCUCUAGACGGAGCUGCCUUCACAAGCCCUCUCAAGACAGUGGACUUUCUGGAAGCCUAUCCUGGAAUCUUGGACCAGAAGUUCAUGGGCUCCAGCCAAGCUGACUGGCUGGACUCAGCAGCCCCCCUGGCAGCAUACCGCUGGCUUGUCUGCUACCUGCUCCAAGGGAGUCAUCAGAAAUUCUGUCAAGAGAAAAAGUCCAGAGGCAGCGACUUUGAAGCAAGAAACAACAGCCAGGUGUACUAUUGCCGGCCCCUGGCCCUGGCCUUCCUAGAGCUCACUGUGGUGCAGCGAUUCCACACGCACACACACAGCUCCAGCGUGCCUCCAUCUCUGCAGGCCGUGCUUAGGCGGCUCAGCAUGCUGUACAGCCUCUGGUCCCUGAGCCGGCAUAUGGCCCUGCUCUACCGAGGUGGCUACAUUUCUGGAGAACCAGCAGGAAGAGCGAUGGAGGACGCCAUCUUGGCACUGUGUGAGCAGCUGAAAGAUGAUGCGGUGGCUCUGGUGGACGUGAUCGCCCCUUCGGACUUUGUUCUGGGCUCCCCGAUUGGCAGAGCUGAUGGUGAGCUCUAUAAAAACCUGUGGGCAGCUGUCCUGCAGCAGGAUGGUGUGUUGGAGCGUGCCACCUGGUGGCCUGAGUUCACUACCAACAAACCCUUGGCCAGCAGGCUGAAGUCCCAGCUGUAGACAUGGUGGGAGAGGCGGCCACAGCAGAAGCAGCUGAUCCAGAGGCUUGGACCCAGGACACCAAGAUACCCACUCUGAAAACCACGCACACCAUGCCUCUUCCUGGUCCCUAGUCAACCUGUCAUCCCUAACUUCAAAUGGGGACAGGUCAUGUCUCUUGUGCAGGGUCAGGGAGUUUGCACAGUGUGUCUCCCUGAGGGUCUUGGGAUUUUAGUGAAGGAUUUUACCCAUGCUCUCUUGGGAUACAGGUAGGAAGGAAAAAUCGGGGCUCACAAUGAAGGCUUCUGCUCAGGGGAACUUUGGGGUCCAUGGGAGAUUUUUGCAAAGCUCUAUUCUCUA